CUGGAUGAUCUGGUUGAACUGUAAAGUGACCUGAGAUGACAUGAUGUGAAUCGGAGCUAUAGAAAUAAACUGAAUAGAAUUGAAUAGAGGGAGCUGUCAUGAAAGAGGGGCUCAGAAAGCUCAUCCAGACUAGUUUUAUUAUCAGCCACAGUCUCAUCUAACAGGAAACAGGCUCCAUCCACCAAUGAACUGUUUAUUAAUCAGAACUGAAUCAGUUUUAGAGCAGAAAGUCUCUGUGAAAAAGCCUCAAACUGAUCAACAAUAACCUGAACUCCUCUGAGUUGAUGUGCAGAGCCUGAACUUUCUACAGCAGCUUUCAGUGUAGAAAGUAUCUCAUCCUGUUAGCAGCAGCAGUUUUUCUCUUAUUCUACAGAUUUGAAUAAAAUCUUAUUCUAGAAACGUGCCUUUCUGUUUGAUGACAUCUAAUAAAUAAUCUGGUUCCAGUGAGAACCUGCAGAGGUGAUUUAAGGUCAUAGUUUGGCAAAGCUGAGAAACAUGAGAGGAUGUGGGCGGGUUGGACCUGCUGAUCCACUUUCUUAUUAUUCUUUCUGUUUCCAGAGAACUCAGAGUGAAACAAACCAGAAACUAACCUGAGGGGAAAAUAAGUUUAACUGAACAGAGAUGAAGGAGAAUCAUCAAACUGAUCAUUUUCUCCUGAACUGAAGUUUUUUCCUGUAGAAAAACAAUCAGCCUGAAUAACAGCAGGAAACACCUACAGACCCCAAACUCUGCAGCCAUCUUGUUUUUAUCUUCACUCAUUUUAAGGCCUUUAAUGUCGAAUAAUUAUUCUGUUACAGCUUUUCUUUUCUGAUCCUCUGCUGUUUGUUUUCUUUCUAACACAUUCAUCCAGUUUUGUUAGAUAAUCUAUAAUAGAUUUCAGGUUGAAAUAAACUGAUCCAGUGGUGAUACAGCAGAUAAACUAAUUCCUGCAGAUGUCAGAUGGAUCCUUAUCAAACAAUUAUCAGUUGAAUCAGUUUAUUGGUGGAUUCUCCUCAUGCUGAUUGUGCUCCAUGAGAUCCCACAGUGGACCAUGAUGGGACCAGUAAACCCAGCAGAGAUAUUAGCCCCCCCUUGUUCUCAAACUAGGGUCAGACUGAUGUAAUUAAGUAUUAAUAUCUGAAUCCUUCAUCAUCAUAGAAAGUUAAAUAUAUCUGGAUAUCAGGAGCUGGAAGCUUAAUGCGGCUGAAGCAGGAAGUCAUUUUAAUUCAACUAAAAUCGUUUCAUCUAUUGAGCUAAAACUCUGUGUUGAACAUAGAUUUUCAUUAGUAGAUCUCAUCAUUUUAUCCAUCAUAACUUGUUCAGACUUGGUUUGUUCUACAUUCCACCAGCAGCUCUGAUCCAACCAGGAACAAUAAAAACUGGUUUAACCAGGAACCUCAGAUCAACAGCAGAGGGAAACUUUAGUUACUUUCAGUUUGUCUGGAGAAACAGUUUUAGUAGAGAAAUCUUUCUGUUAGGAUUUGGUGUUUAUAGACAGAAGAAGAUGAAGCUGUUUGCUGCGUUUUUCUUCCUCCUUUACGCCUCUCAGGAUUCUUUGACUGUAAAACUUGAAGUUCAGGAAGGAGCUCCAUCUGUUCUGCUUCCCUGUCACUACAGCAAAGUAUUAGAAGAGAUUGUUACAGUGAAAUGGAGCCGCUAUGAUCUCAAUCCUGAUAUAGUUCAUCUACGGAGGGAAGGAGACGACCUACGGGAACAAAAUCAGCAGUUCAGAGGACGAACAUCAAUGAGACCUGAUGCUUUAGACUCCCUGGACUUCAGCCUGACUCUGAAAGACCUUCAACUUCCUGACAGCGGCGUCUACAUCUGCAGCAUGAUUGAUGAGACAGAAGAAGAAAUGCUGGCAGACGUUCGGCUGCAUGUCAAAGCCUCUCAGGAUUCAUUGACUACAAAAGUUGAGGUUUGGGAAGGAGCUCAAUCUGUUGUUCUGCCCUGUCACUACAGCGGAGAAUUAAAAGGGACUGUUACAGUGAAAUGGAACCGCUAUGAUCUUAUUCCCAAUACUGUCCAUCGACGGCAAGAAAGAGACGAUCUACGUGAACAAAAUCAGCAGUUCAGAGGACGGACAUCACUGAGACGUGAUGCUGCAGCUUCUGGUGACUUUAGCAUCACUCUGAGAGAACCCCAACUUCCUGACAGCGGAGUCUACAUCUGCUGGAUCACUGAUGAAACAGAAGAGAUAAAGCGGUCGGACAUUCAGCUGUCUGUCAGAGAAAUAUUUCCUACCUGGUCCAAAGUUCUCCUGGCUCUGCUGGUUCUUCUCAGUGUUUCUGGUGGCCUUUUGUUUCAUUUCCGUCAUUAUUUCAUAUCAGAUUAA
Cyprinodon tularosa is the source of this 2314-nucleotide messenger RNA. RefSeq names its product myelin-oligodendrocyte glycoprotein-like. Gene Ontology annotation, cellular component: external side of plasma membrane. Bases 1484 to 2314 code for a protein of 276 amino acids. Lineage: Eukaryota; Metazoa; Chordata; Actinopteri; Cyprinodontiformes; Cyprinodontidae. Gene Ontology annotation, biological process: cell surface receptor signaling pathway; positive regulation of T cell proliferation; negative regulation of T cell proliferation. The transcript has 5 exons. The record is from RefSeq and is a predicted model, not a curated record.